GUUCGAUUGCAAUAAUGCGCAACGUUUUCACAAAGGCGUUUAAGAUGUUUUGCAACGCUUUCGAUUUAGUCAUCCAAAAAUAAAUGAAAAGGAAGUAGCGUGGUGGCUGACACACAUUUGCAAACACACGCUGCUACUGAACCUCUUUUUCUAAAAACGUUUUCCCACGUUUGGACUGCGCUGAACACGACCCCAGGUAUCACAUUUCAAAGGGACAACAAAAGAGAAGAAUUGUCCAGCGGCGAGAUUAAGGACACUGAAGCUCACUGCAGGCAGCAGAUGUGCGCUCGCAGGACUCCGGUUCUUCCGAAAGGCAAUCAUGGCAGUGAACGUCCCUGGACUGGUGGCUGUGGUGGUUUUUUAUAUUGUCAUCCUGGUAAUUGGGAUCUGGGCAUCUCGAAAAUCCAAGAAAGUGGAGAAGACAUUUGCUGGCAGCAAGAGCGAAGUUACUAUGGUUGGAGGCCGCAACAUCAAUGUCCUGGUUGGGGUUUUCACCAUGACAGCAACAUGGGUUGGUGGAGGUUACAUUAUGGGAACUGCUGAGGCUGUUUAUUCUCCUACUCAAGGUCUCAUCUGGGCUAUGGGGCCUCCUGCAUAUAUUAUCAAUUUUCUUUUGGGAGGAUUGUUUUUUGCAAAACCUAUGAGGUCGAAGCGGUAUGUGACCAUGUUGGACCCAUUUCAGUAUCGCUAUGGCAACAUGUUCACUGCAACACUACUGCUUCCUGCUUUGGUCAGUGAUAUUUUGUGGGUAGCCUGCAUCCUUGCUGCUCUUGGAGGAACGAUGAGCAUAAUUCUUGAGCUGUCGUCUGCCCUCUCCAUCAUUCUCUCGGCAGCCGUCUCCAUCAUCUACACAUUUUUAGGAGGCCUCUACUCUGUUGCAUAUACUGAUAUCAUCCAGCUUUCUUUCAUCUUUGUCAGCCUGUUUCUCUGUAUUCCUUUUUUGCUACUCAGUCCUGCAGUUACUGACAUCUCACAAACAGUCCACCUCAACCAAACAAAUGUAAACUCAUGGAUAGGAGAGUUGAAGCUGGCAGAUGCAGGAAAAUGGGCGGAUGAAAUGCUGUUAUUGGCUUUGGGGGGACUGGCCUAUCAAGCUCUAUACCAGAGGAUCCUCUCCGCAGCUUCCUCUGCUCAGGCUCAGGUCACAUGUUUUGCUGCUGCCGGGACAGUUUUUAUUAUGGGAAUCCCUUCCGUUGUCAUUGGAGCGGUGGCUGCCUCUGCAGACUGGAACCAGACAGCGUAUGGUCUACCCCCUCCUUUUGAACGAGGGGAGGCAGGAAAGAUCCUGCCACUGGCCCUGCAAUACCUCACACCCACCUGGUUAUCAGUGUUAGGCAUUGGUUCUGUGGCUGCAGCAGUUAUGUCCUCAGUGGACUCUGUACUGCUGUCCUCAGCAUCCAUGUUCACACAAAACAUAUACAAGACGACUUUGAGGAAGCAGGCCUCGGAGCGAGAGCUGCAGCGGGUGAUCCGUGUUAGCGUGCUGCUGGUAGGCCUGGCGGGAAUGGGUCUGGCCUUUGAUGACGACAGUGUGUUCGCCCUCUGGCUGCUGAGUGGGGACCUCCUCUACUGCGUGAUUCUCCCACAGCUCGUCUGCGUGCUGCACUUCAGCUGUGCUAAUAUCUACGGUGCUAUUAGCGGCUAUGUAGUGGGACUGCUGCUGCGUGGGCUGAGCGGGGAGCCAGUGCUGGGGAUCCCACCUAUCCUCCUGUACCCUGGCUGGAGGGAGGAGGACGGAGUUAUCACACAAUACUUUCCCUACAGGACUCUGGCCAUGCUUUGCUCUGUGAUAUCUAUUAUUGCAGUGUCCAAGCUGGCGGAGCUAGGCUUCUGUCACCAACUAGUUCCGCAGUCCUGGGAUUUACUAGGGGCGUUUGAAGAGAAAAAAGAGGCAGAGGAGGAGGAGGAGGAGGAGGUUUCUGUUCCUCAGGAGAAAAAUAACAGUAUCCUUAAUACAAAACUGUAGACUUAAAUUUAGUACAACCUCAGCCAAAGUAUAUACAAACUUCUUUUUAUGCAACUUUUUUACCAACCUUCUUCUCCGCACAGACGAUUUACGCACACUCUUAUAUUAUGUGUAUACUGCACAUGUUGAAUACAGAAGUAUAUGCUUUAUAUGCACAGACCUCUGACCAGCAGUAUAUUGAGAGUGAUUCAGGGAGGCAGUGGAGACAUGGUAGGUGUCUCUUUGUAACAGAACAAACGCCACACAUGAAGACCUCAAGAUUCUGAUCUUAAUGUCAGAAUUCACAUGGUCCUGAUCCUCUUAAAAUGAACCUCUUUCCUAAAUCCUUAAUCACAGUUAACAUUUUCAUAGUUUCUUAAUCUAGUCCACUCAAUCCUGUUCAGUAAAUUAUUCUCAACCCAGUUGGUGUUAUUUAAUUGUGUAAUUUCUGAGAAGUAGUUUAGCCUCUUUGCAUAUAUUAAGCACUGAAGGGACAAAGCAGUGCUGUUGCAAUACUUGAGAUGCUGUGGUUGAGUGUUCCUCAGAAACAAAGAAUCCAGCAGGAAUUACCUGUUGAUAGAUGUAUUUACCAUUAUGUUAUGUUUUAAAGGGAUCAUCAAUGAAGGACCAUCAAGAUAUAGAAUUCCAAUUACUAUUUUUAAAGAUGUUUUGUGAUUUCAAGUGUUCAUAAAAAUGAAACAGUCUGUUUCUAAUCUUUGCAUCUGAUGGAAUCUGUGUCUUUUAAUGUGUAUUUGUGUGUAAAAGAGAUUUAAAAAAGACUAAAACUGGUACCUAAACACAAGCUAUAUACUCUAAUUGUUACAUAAAUUGCUGCAUAUAGGGUACACUAUUUUGCUACGUUACCUUUAAAAAAACAACGCACUUUUUGUCACCUGCAGCCUUUAAUUACACCAACCAAAAGUAUUCCCCUUUGUUGCCUUUAGAGCAGGGCCGGCACAAGGUUCCAUUUGGCCCACCGGAUGAUUUGAAAUUAAAUCGAUGAUUAUUAUUUUUCAGAAUUUGAGCACAGCGAUUAACAAUCUGAGCCGAUCUGUGGCUUUUAAUGGACGGAUUUUGAGAGUGCACAAUUGCCCGCAAGAAUUACGGCCUGGUAGCCUGGUUCAGCGAGUUAAAUUCAGAACUUGUUAUCUUGUUUGCUUUUGACCCAUGGCCCAUCAUUAAGUUUCAGUUGUGGCCCCCCUGCUUCAGAGCAAUGCUGUGACUUAGUAUUUGACAUACACCCUAACCACAGUUCAACUGCAAUUCCACCUUUGUGGCAGCAGAGGGUGACACCUAAACAGUGAAGGGGGCUCAAGAGUCUUAACCGGACCGGAAUCUCACGAGAUGGUGCCCCGCCCCACACACACACCACAUAAAUUAUGUUUUAAAAACCGCAUGCUCGCUCCUUUCACAUGCUGCUUCGCUCGUUGCGCAAUUCAGAGUUAGUAAUGAAGCUUCGAGAGCAUUCAUUAUAAAUGAACAGGACUGGUUUGAAGUAAAAUAAUGCUUUUCUGGUGUAUUUUAUGGCAAUAUAUUAAACGAAAGUGAUAUGUCAACAUUUCUUUAAAUUUUAAAUUAGUGUAGAGAAGGUAGUGGUAGAGUUCACUUAAAGAUUCGUUUCAUUCAAUGUUUUUUUUUUUUUUUGCCAUAAUCACAACACCCCUUUAAUUUUAAGUUUUAAAUUACUAGUUACAAUAAAAAGAAAUCGUUUUUAUAAUAAAAUGGUAUGGGAACUCCCACACGGUAAACAUUUAGGUGAAUAGCAGACAGUAAUUAAAAACAAUUUUACAGUCUAUACAUCAAAAACUUAUCUGAAAUGAAAAAAACAAAAAGUUGAAUUGUAUUUCUUAGUGUCUCUUAUUGUCGGAGAAAUGCACCUUAAUGGCCGGUGAUGUUUGACAGUGACAUUAUAAACUUGCAUCCAGGAUCAAACGGGCUUCACAAUGAAUAGCGACGCCCAUUGCACACUGUGUUGUCACUGCUGCAUGUAUGGGAUGAAUGAACGCUGAGGGCAGUGCUGGUACUGUAGUCCUCUCUUGAAUGAAGGCUCCAUGUCAGGUUUUACUUUGGGCCUGUGACGAUGCUAUGCAGUUUAACCUAUGGUACAGCUCCAGUGCACAAAAUAGACUUCGUAGGUUUGAACAUUGUUGACUCCAGAGGCAAGAAGUCUUAUUAUCUAAAAAAAAAAAAAGAAAGAAAAAAGAAAGAAAAAAACAUUAUUAAGAGCGAUUUUUGUUUAAUUGAUUAAGGAGGAAUUAUUCCUAUUUGAAAUACAAAACAACACAAUGGGAGGGAACAGUUAAUACAUCUCUAAAUGAAAUUGACUGUUAGUGUAACCAUUUCCCCCUUAAUACUGCAGUUAUUUUUUAUGUUCAGAAUAAUAAUAUAUUUUAAAAUCUAAUGGAAGAGCUACUAAAAGAAAGUGGAGAAUCCCAUAAUAGAUGCAUAAGUGCCCCAGAAACAUACAUAUCACAUCACAAAUACAGUAUUCAAAGUCUCCAUCACUUGCAACCAACUGUAUUUACAAAAGAAAUGCAAGUAUGGCCUUUGAUGAGUAUUAAUCCAUGCUUUACCCUCAGUUUGUUCUGACCACACUGAUUUAUUCCCUCUGAAAACCACCAGUCGUUUAAAAGCAACGUGAACAUGUUAACUUAUUAUAAUAAUAUGUAUUCAUUACAAGGAGUCACUACACCUUUUGUCGCCUGUUCACCUUUAUUAUGGACAAUAUUAUCUGUAUAACAUGUCAUAAAAAUAUUGUCAUAUAACACACUUCUGUUCAAAUGUAACUAAUUUUAAGCUUUUUUGUUUCACAUUGAUUGCACAUGCACAUGCUUCUUUUUGUUUUUCAUAUGAAAAAAAAUGUAAUAAAAUUGAGCAAA
Messenger RNA from Morone saxatilis (striped sea-bass), 4824 nucleotides. RefSeq names its product high affinity choline transporter 1-like. Gene Ontology annotation, cellular component: plasma membrane. Gene Ontology annotation, biological process: transmembrane transport; acetylcholine biosynthetic process; choline transport. Bases 320 to 1966 code for a protein of 548 amino acids. NCBI's taxonomy places the organism in Eukaryota, Metazoa, Chordata, Actinopteri, Moronidae. Gene Ontology annotation, molecular function: choline:sodium symporter activity. The record is from RefSeq and is a predicted model, not a curated record. The transcript has 9 exons.